Lithohypha guttulata is the source of this 756-nucleotide messenger RNA. RefSeq lists its product as uncharacterized. The record is from RefSeq and is a predicted model, not a curated record. The transcript is spliced from 2 exons. NCBI's taxonomy places the organism in Eukaryota, Fungi, Ascomycota, Eurotiomycetes, Chaetothyriales, Trichomeriaceae. Bases 1 to 756 code for a protein of 251 amino acids.
AUGGAUAUUUCUGUUCCAAUGCACGACACUAAAUCGCGGCCACUUUCUGCUAUUGUCUCAAAAUCAAAGAAACGAUAUUCAUUGUAUUUGAGGAAGCGCGUUCGGCAAAGUCGUCUCUCGUUUGCCACCACAAUCCAGGAACGACGCAAGGCACGUUGCAUUUCCAGUACUCCCAGUCAAUGGGAGCUGCAACUGAUUGAGGGACUGCUAGGCGACGACUUGGACGAUAGCACCGACAUCGAGGAGCUUCCUGAGAUCCCAGAACCAUCGAACCAACUACAGACUCAAAGGCUAAGUAUACGGAAGCUACCCACGAGACCAACGCUGAAAAUCCAGAAAGUUGAACCUGAAGUGACCGAGCCUCUGCCGAAAGUGCUUGAAGUGCAGACGCUACCCUCACGACCUCUACUGACCGUUUUACAGGCUGUGCAAGCAAAUGAGGAUAUCCUUGACGAUUGUGCUUCGUUCGAGUCGGAGUCCGAGUCCGAGGAGGACUUUGGCGAUUUUGAAGCACCCAACGAUUUGCAGAAAGUCAUCACUUUUGCAGAGGUGCCGCAAAUCAAACUCUAUGCUGAUGACUGGCCACUUCCCAAGGCAGAGAAACCAGCUCCGCCAUCGUUGUACUCAGUGGAAAGCCACCCUCAUCCGCUUAGAGGGAAUCCACCCGACCAUCAAAUUCGAAAAUGCGUUUCCAACACCUCUUUGCGGUUAUCAGCAUCCAAGUUUCACAAACUUGUUGAGUUUGGGAAGAUCUAA